AUGAGUCUACCAUACAAACAUAAACAUCAACAAUAUCCAAAAUAUCUGAGCCAGCAAGCAGAGUCGCAAGGAAUAGAACCGAAUACACAUGUACGACUGAUACAAGUACCAACAUUUGAGCCAAUUCAGUCGCAUGUACCGUCAAUUCUUCCUAAUACUGGUGUUUUCGGGGAGACCGUAUUUCCUACAAGUGAUCUGAACGACAGUCAAACGCAAUACCAAGGUAACCAUAGGAGCUAUGCCAGCUCAGGUAAUAUAUUUCACGCAGAGGAGAGUAAUCCAGUAUUACCUACAUUAGGAGGAUCAAUUGAUCAAAAUAUGCAAUUUCUGUACCAAAACCAUCCAGGCCACAGUUCAUAUCCCAACGUACUAGAUUACGCUUCCUUUAUUGGAAAUCCCACUCUAAUGACGCAGUCCACUCAACUGUAUCCAUAUAACCUAGAUCAACCAACCGAACUGUUUCAGAAAGUUCCUAUCCAAUCAGCAAGAUCUUAUGAUUCUUUUGAUUUUAAGUCGCCAAAUUUAAGGUUCCCACCUCAAUAUCAACAAAUAAAAUCAGGAGAUUCUGAAAUUCCAACUUUUUCAGCUACCAUUGACAUGGCUACAGGAUUGAAUGCAAAUAAAGCCACUUCAAAGAGCCACUUCAAGCCAACCCAAACGAAGCGAAAUGCGAGACCAAGAAUUAAUAAACUUAAUAAGAGUGAUCCUCUUCUUCUGAGAAUCAAUGUGAAGAAACCCAAGCUUUCACAUUCAAUGAACAUGAUGGCUGAAUUAUCAACUGAUGAAUUAUUUAAGCAUUUUCAGGAUACACUAAAGAUAGAGAAACCCGAUGGAUCUCAAAGAGCGUCUUUCUAUUUGAGAAUGCAAAACGAAUUAGAAAGACAACUCUUUGAUUUAUUUGUCAAUCAUUUGUCAAAAUCGAUAGACAUAUUUUUUCCCCAAGAAGUGUUUCGGAAAGUUAUCCCCGAAUUAGCUGUAUACGACGAAACUAAUAUGAUAGUGUGUUCUAUAUUUUGUUUAAGUUCGUUGAUGCUCCAGAGAAUUAAUCCUGAUAAGUUUGACCUGUCAAUAACGAUUAGAUAUUAUCAUCAAACAAUCACAUCUAUAAGACACUAUCUUAGUAUUCCUGAGAUUGAACAAAAGGAUAAAGGUAUCAUGCCCAGAUGCUUAUUGAGUACGAUUUUAUUAUGUAUAUACGAAUUAUUUUUUGUGUCUAUCGAUAGCACUUACAUUAAGGGGGCAUCAAGUAUAUUGUCAUCGAUUUUAAUGAAGAAUGGUGGUAACAAAAGCUUGCUUAAGGAUUCUCCAUUUUAUCAAACCUGUUUUUGGCCCAUGUUAUUAUGUGAUUUGAUAUUUUCUUUGAAGUAUAAUUCACCAAGCAUGUAUUCUAUCGAAACCUUUUGGAAGCCAUUGGACCCUGAGUACUUUGAAUUAUAUGGCGAUUUUUCUUCUUAUGGCUCUUCUAAAACUGAAAAUGAAGCCGAAUUGGUAAAACUAACUAGUACUAAGGUAAAUACUACGUGGUGGAUACAUAAAUCUAUCAUUGACUUCAGCUCCAUAACCAAAUUCAAGAAUGAGAUUACAGUUUUAACUAGAGAAGACUUCGAAUCUAACAGACCAUAUCUAGAAUGGUUAGAUCUAAAGAAAAACCUUGACAUUUUUGAGAAGCAAAUGCCUUUGACAAUAAAACCAACAAUAUAUAAAUCCUGCUCGCCUGAUAGACUCUUUCCUAUAAUAUACUUCAAAGACGAAGCAACAGCCAUAAUUGGCUUGAACUACAAGCUUGCAAAAAUAAUGUUGUACGAGGCCUUGAUCCAAAAAACAAACCUAGCUGAUCCUCUACCAAAAGCUGAAUUCAUGAAAUAUCCAAAACAAUAUCCCGUGAAGUUGGCGAAGGACAUAAUAGGCAUAAUCAAAACCUAUGAUGCUAACUUGUCAGUUUGGACAGUAAACGCGCAUGCUCUAAGAUCUGUUGCUCAUUAUUUGCAAGAUGAACCAGAAGCAUCCAGAGGAUUAGAAGAGCUAGUAGAGAGACUUGUGUCUAUCUGUCAUUUGUGCAUCUAG
This is a messenger RNA of Debaryomyces fabryi, 2064 nucleotides long. RefSeq lists its product as uncharacterized. The record is from RefSeq and is a predicted model, not a curated record. Bases 1 to 2064 code for a protein of 687 amino acids. Lineage: Eukaryota; Fungi; Ascomycota; Pichiomycetes; Serinales; Debaryomycetaceae. The transcript has a single exon.